ACUGAACUAACACUGCGCGAUUCUUUGUUUACAUCUUGAAUCAUGGAAGUGCCUUUAAGCGAGUUCAGCUCGCUGGAUCUGGAACGUGAAUUGUACGCUCGAGCAAAAAAUACGGAUGGAUUGAAGCAGGAGCGCUUUGGCCGCCUGUUGGCUGCCCGGCAGCAAGACAGCCAGUCGUCGAUCCGACAAAGAAGAUCGUCCAUUGCAAAGUUUGGAGCUCGCGUGCAAAUGGACGACUUUGCAGAAAUAAAAAUGUUCGAUCCGACAGAGUUUGAGUUCUUGUCCAAUAAAGUUCGAUGGCGACUCGAUCGUGUACGACGAACAGAGGAUGGCGAAGGACUGGAAUACUUCCAUCCAGAUGUACUCAGUCGCAUCGACCGCAACAAGACGUACAUGCUGAAUAUGGAUGAGUUUCUGGUGCGACAAGAGCCAUACAUUCAUAAGAUCUUUGUUAUUUUCAUAUCUCGGACUUGUGGGCAGGAGCAUAAGCUGUGCUAUGCAAGAAGUCUGGCCAAACUGCGCAGCUGGGAUGAACAGACGGAGGAGUUUGAAUGGCCCCUCAUCACGACUGAGAACAUAACCAGCUUGAGUGCGGAUAAUGCUGAGCUGCAGACGACACUCAUUACAACAGAGAACAUUGCCAAAGCGCUGAGCUACGUAUUGGGAACAGUUAAGGACAAUAAUCUAGAAAACAUUGUAGCCAUUGCCUGUGAUACGAAUCGGCUCGGUGUGCCAGCCAUAACGAUGCUGCUGGAGGCCAGUGGCCAUGUGAUGCCACCGACGCUCUACGACAUUUAUGAUCUGCAGAGCACCUUGCAGAACAUGUUCUGCUCCGCCUGUGUGCGGAUCCUGAUGCGUGUGGAGCACGAGAUAUACACGAAGACCACGUACGGGGAUCAGCUGUGCAGGCUGUGCUCUGGCAAUAGAACCAAGAAUAUGAAUGCCGUUCUGCUGCUGAUGGAGUAUGUGAAUAAGUUGCCCCAGAUCCUAAAUACAAUGUGGAGCUUCGAGGAGCAUCUGGACAAGCCGAUUUCCCUAAUUGGCCUGAACAACAGAUUGUUGAAGAUUUACGGCUCGCACAUCAAACGAGAGCUGCCGCCUAUAACAUUCGAAGACUGUGCCGCGGGCUCGGGACUUUUGCAAUUGAUCGUCUUUGAUGCCCUGUGGUGCAUCUCAACCGAAGCUGAACCUGAAGAGAUAAAUCUGGAAAUCAUAGUCUAUCCGCCACACAGCCAGGAAUGAGCUGUUUAAGAAUAAGUUAGAUAUAUUUA
Messenger RNA from Drosophila arizonae, 1271 nucleotides. RefSeq lists its product as uncharacterized. The record is from RefSeq and is a predicted model, not a curated record. NCBI's taxonomy places the organism in Eukaryota, Metazoa, Arthropoda, Insecta, Diptera, Drosophilidae.